AUGAAGGCUCUUUUGUUGCUCCACACACUGCUCCUCGUUUCCUUUGCUGAACUGAGUACCUUAACCGUUGAUGAUGAGCUUGUAAUUUUGGAUGGCAAUCUUUCAGCUGGUAACAGUGAAGAUAAUUGUGUCGUGAAUGACCCGUCUUUUGGAAUAAAAGAAGAAGAAGUUGUCGAAGAGCAAGAACCACCACCUGUUUCAGGUCAUUUCAAUCCAUUUCAAAAAGAAAGUUUGAUGGACUAUCCUUUUGAAGAGCGUCUUGUAUUACGACCCUUACCACGCAACUUUCUAUUAGCUUCGUUCCAAUUCAAUAUUACUUCUGAUGAGCUAUCGAUCGAUAAAGGGGCCUCUCAUUUCAAUUCGUAUGCUCAUAAUACGGUCUUUCCGAGAUCAAUCAGUCCCAUCCUCGAGCACACAAACACGAGGCAACUGCAUCUUCGAUUCACCCAUGGUCUCUGGGAUGCUGAGUCCUGGGGACAGUUACCUCACAACGGUUCAAAAUCUGGAGGUACCGGUGUCGAAAUUUGGGCUGUACUUGAAUCUGAUUCUAAGCAAGCAGCGUUUGCACAAUGGAUAUCACUAGCGAACUCUCUGAGCGGCCUCUUCUGCACCUCUAUAAACUUCAUUGGAAGUGAUAAAACUAGCUAUCCAGUUUUCUCCUUUCAGCCAAGUGGUGAAAACUCUCUUCCUCUAUUUAAUGAGAAUAGUAAGCUAUAUUUGGUACGGGCGGCGUUAGCGAAUGAACCAAUCUGUACGGAAAAUCUUACGCCGUUUUUAAAGCUGUUACCUACGAAGGGUAAAUCUGGCGUAGCUUCUUUACUUGAUGGUCAUAAAGUUUUUGAUUCUCAUUGGCAUAGUCUUUCGAUAGAUAUCGAAACUCGCUGUGAUGAUACUAGUUGUAAGUAUCAUAUGGAGGAAUUCGUGGAAAUGGUUGUACACGUUCCCAACGCCUUAGAUCGCGCUGAAAAACCCAUUCCUAAGCCCGUGGAGGAACACGAGUUACGCUGUGACGAGAGUAAGCCUCACGAUGUCUUUGAAUGUUUCCCACUACCAGAAAGCACCGACAGAGAAUUUGAGCUUUCGAAGCUUUUUGGUCGCUACAUACUGGGAACAAAUUUAGUAUCAAGAAGUCCAUCCCGGGUGUGUGCCGAAGUUGGUCCUAAUUGGAGCGCGCUGGUUAAGGUUGGAAACACAUACUUCUCGACUGAUGAUAAUUGCUUCGAAAUUAAAGGAGACGAGCUUCACGACUUAUAUUUGCAGACAUCCGACACUGCUCAAGUUGCUUCAUCAGAAGACGUUCCAAUAUAUGUGAGUAGAUCACUUACCGGUUACGGUCAAGACGGAGGUGGUCUACGCACAGUUUUCAAAAAUCCUUCCAAUGAAACAGUGAGUCUUGUUUAUUUCGAAUCACUUCCUUGGUUUAUGAGGCUGUACCUUUCCUCUUUAAAAAUUGAAAGUGAAGAUGGUUUACAAUUAGACGAUGUGAUUACAAAUACUUUCUAUUUACCAGCAAUUGACCGUCAAAGACCUACACACUUGGAAUACAACUUGAAGGUUCCCCCAAACAGCACAUUUGCAUUGUCUUAUCAGUUUGACAAGGCCCUCCUAAAAUACGCAGAGUACCCUCCGGAUGCAAAUCAUGGUUUCGAUAUUGAAUCAGCUGUAGUAACGGUAUUAAGUCCACUUAAAUACGAAAUGAGAACAGCAACUCUGCUCCUGUCCCUAUCUACACCUGACUUCAGUAUGCCAUAUAAUGUCAUUAUUUUGACCUCGACUAUUAUGGGACUAGCAUUUGGCACUAUUUUUAAUUUGAUGGUUAAAAAGCUUGUUACGGUUGAAGAGGCAGACAAAUCCAACGGAUCAGUUGGAAGUAGAAUUAUUUUUAAAUUCAGAGAAAGAAUCAAGGCUAUUUUCAAAAAGAAAGUUCCUUUGUUUGACGAAUCAAAGAAGAAUCAAUGA
This is a messenger RNA of Lachancea fermentati, 1959 nucleotides long. The record is from the annotation of a GenBank genome assembly. Lineage: Eukaryota; Fungi; Ascomycota; Saccharomycetes; Saccharomycetales; Saccharomycetaceae.